Messenger RNA from Papilio polytes (common Mormon), 1062 nucleotides. RefSeq lists its product as uncharacterized. Gene Ontology annotation, molecular function: structural constituent of chitin-based larval cuticle. NCBI's taxonomy places the organism in Eukaryota, Metazoa, Arthropoda, Insecta, Lepidoptera, Papilionidae. The record is from RefSeq and is a predicted model, not a curated record. The transcript is spliced from 4 exons. The coding region runs from base 1 to 1062 and encodes 353 amino acids. Gene Ontology annotation, cellular component: chitin-based extracellular matrix.
AUGGUACUCACCAGCUCGAUGAAUUUGCGUCACCUCCUGCAGGUGCCUUGUCUCAGUCAAUGUCAAUCGAGUCAGUCUGGUUCAGUCAAGUCUAUAGGCCCAGCGAUGCUGCCUGAAGAUGUAUCAGCAAUUUCGAACGCGAAACCGAAUUUAGCGACCCCGUUCGCUACCGAAAUCGACACGCCUGUUGUGUCGUCGCGUUAUCAAAAGAGCAACUCUAAUCCGCACAAGUUCGCGACCAUCAUUUUAACAGUUUUCGUCGCUUACUCAAGCGCGGCAAAGCUCAACAGGGCGUAUCUACCACCGAAUUACGCUCAAACAUCUGGGGGAUCAGAAUUCCUUCAAACACCCUUAUCCAAUUCGUUUAACGGACAAGGAAACGAUGGAUUCAUUGCUAAAGAUACUAUCGCACAAUUCGGCAAUGAAUAUACAAUUGGCAAUGCCGUCAAUGCUCGUGCUGAACGUCCCCGAGCUGCGUUCGAAAGAAAUGCAGCUAUAGUACGUCAAUCCAAUGAAAAUGACGGUGAAAGAUAUUCUUACGCUUUCGAAACUGAAAACGGUAUUGUUGCUGAGGAAAAUGGAAUCGCCACAAAUGGUGUUGAAGCGCAAGGAGGGUAUUCUUACACUGGUGACGAUGGACAAGUAUACAGUGUCAGAUACACAGCUGGUCAGAACGGUUUCGUGCCCGAGGGUGACCAUCUCCCCACCCCACCCCCGAUCCCGCAAGAGAUCCAGUUGGCUCUGGAACAGAACGCUCGUGAUGAAGCUGCAGGAAUCUAUGAUGACGGUUCUUACAACGAAAACAAGUACACAAAUGACAACGGCUACGCAACUCCCAACUUCGUCCAACCUAUUGCCAACAUUAAAAACGAAGACUCAGUCGUCGUCAACUCCGCGACCACUGACUUCCAACCAGGAUUUGCCAACCUUAGGAACCAGCAAAAUGGACUUAACAAAGCCUAUUUACCUCCAUUUGAACAACGGUCUUCAGGAAAGAUCGGUGGAUUCGGCAACAGGAGUCGUCAACCCACUUUCAGCUCAAGAAAUGGCUACAAUUAUUAA